AUGGAUGCAAAUUUAAUUAAUAUAUUUUACACCGAUAAAGACUGGAUUGUAACAACGAACCAAAAUGGUAAAACGAAAAUCACCGCACGAAAUGAGAACGAAUUGCACGAGGAAACGAAGAACUUCAUCGAAAUCGAGGAUAAAAAACCUGAGACAACACGUGAAAAUUAUGUUUUCAUGAAAACUAAAAUCGCAAGAUUGUUUAUAAGUGAUAUACACUGUGCAGUGAAAUCGGACGAUUAUUUUAAGUUCAAAAAUGUGUUGUUUGCUGGGUUGGAAUUAUUUGGAACUGUAACAUCAGCUUAUGUGCAUGGUGAUUAUAACUGUGUUGUUUUAGAUGAUGGGACCAGUAAUAUUAUUUGUUUAUUUAAAAAAUAUAUUGCUGAUGAAGCUAAAAUUCACUGUGAUAAAAAGUUACAAAAUUUCUACAGUGCUUUAAAAAAUGAUAAUACAGAUAGUUUAAUUUUGAAGGUUGCUAUUAUGAUGAAAAAAAAUACUAGGGAUGUUCUAAGUAAGGUACCGAGAUUAACUGAGAUAAAUAUAGGGGAUACAGUAAGAAUAGUCGGGAAAUUAAGUGAGUAUAAUAACAAAAAGUAUGUUUUUAUCAAUAGGUUUAAUUUAGACAAUAGUAAUCAAGGUUUGGAGGAUAAUUUAAAGCAAUUGUUAGAUUUAAAAUACAGGUUACACAAGAUACAGGCUAUUGUAUCAGAUGUACCCCCGCCAGGAGUAUCAAUUUUAAAGCCUCUCAUGGGGGUAGACCCAAACUUAUCUUCAAAUUUAGAAACUUUUUUUACUAUGAAUUAUCCCAGUUAUGAGCUAUUAUUUAGUGUAGAAGACAAAAAAGACCCGGCAAUAGAAAUAGUAAAUACACUUAAGGAGAAAUAUCCCAAAGUCGAUGCCACUAUAUAUACAGGGGGAUCAACUGUCGGAGUCAAUCCAAAAAUUAACAAUAUUAACACUGCUUACGAAGCAAGCAACUAUGAUUUAAUUCUCAUAUCAGAUAGUGGGAUUAGAAUGAAAGAAGAUACCUUAUUAGAUAUGGUAAAUCAUUUAUCAGACAGAACAGGAAUAGUGCACCAAAUGCCAUUCACAUGUGAUAGAAACGGCUUUGCUGCAACUUUAGAAAAAAUAUAUUUUGGAACGGCACAAUCUAGAAUAUACUUGGCAGCGGACUUGUUGGGGACAAAUUGUCACACAGGCAUGUCGACGUUAAUGAGAAAGCAAGUUCUCGAGCAGCAAGGCGGGCUGAAAAAAUUCGGCUGCUAUUUAGCCGAGGAUUAUUUUAUAGCCCAGUGUUUCCUGGACAAUGGCUGGAGAUUGGCGAUAUCCAGUCAUCCAGCGUUACAAAAUUCCGGUACGUGCGAUGUGCACAGUUUUCAAGAAAGGCUUCUACGGUGGGCCAAGCUGAGGGUAGCAAUGGUGCCUUUGCUAAUUUUGCUGGAGCCACUGUCGGAGUGCAUGGUUAUCGGGUUUUUUGCCGCGUGGUCGACUUCAUAUCUGUUCAAAUUUGAACCUCUAGUGUUCUAUUUGGUGCACAUUUUGCUGUGGUUUAUGUGCGAUUGGAUUUUGUUAUCUAUUGUGCAGAAUGGUUCUUUGCCUUUCAACAAGUUUGACUUUAUCAUUGGUUGGCUUUUUCGCGAGUGUUCCGGCCCUUAUUUGUUUUUGUUAGCCUUUAUGAAUCCAGCAAUAAGAUGGCGCAAUAGAAUGUUUAAAUUGGCUUGGGGUGGACUAGCCCAAGAAAUUAACCCCCGAAUAAAAUGCUAAAAGGGUUCAAAUGUUUUCCACUGUCGCACCAAUUUCCCUCCUUACUUCGUUUUAUUUUUAAAUAUACUUGUACAUAUACUUUUAAGUUUUUUGUGUAUUAGACUUUACAUCACAAAACUAUCACGAAUUUUAUCAUCAUUUUUUUUACAAAAAUUAAAUAAAGAAACCAAAUUUAAUUUAAAUAUAAUUAA
Messenger RNA from Brassicogethes aeneus, 1955 nucleotides. The record is from the annotation of a GenBank genome assembly. NCBI's taxonomy places the organism in Eukaryota, Metazoa, Arthropoda, Insecta, Coleoptera, Nitidulidae.